This is a messenger RNA of Symbiodinium natans, 2094 nucleotides long. NCBI's taxonomy places the organism in Eukaryota, Dinophyceae, Suessiales, Symbiodiniaceae. The record is from the annotation of a GenBank genome assembly.
AUGCGCCGCAGCCUUGCGUUGUUGAUCUUCGAAAGCCGCGGGGAUUCCACACCCCCUCCGAAAGAGCUGAGCCUGGGAGAAGGCUACCUUGAUUCCUUGCCACUAUCGCAUGAAGGUGUACGCAGGGACACCUACUUCUCUAGCACAGCCUUCCCCAGAUCUUGCGAGGGUGCUGGUGCAAACUAUGGCUUGUCCGAUGAGGGUUUACCGUGGACGCAAGGGCGCGCGGCCUUUCGAAAGUAUGUCGCCUCGGAAUCCCCGACGUUGGAACUACAGGCGGAGAUGUCGACACUUGCAUGGGACUUGUCCCACUGUUGGUGCACCUGUGGUUCCUGCCAUGAGCUGCUACAAGUCUGCCCUCUUGGCACUCUGACAGCCUUGAACCUCAUGCGAGUUGCAUCGUCCGUGAAUGUGGCCUCCCGCGUGGCCUCCUUCGCAAACACGGUGAGCGUCUGCUCCCACAUGGAUCCCUAUGUCUUGAUCACCCGGCUUUCUUCGCACUGGCCCGAGCUGCUGCUUUCCUCCUGGCCGAUCUUUGGAUCAAUGUACCGCCUUGCCAUGCAGGUGAUGAAGGAUGGACUGCACGAGGGUCACCUCGAUGGCAUCUUCGCUGCACAGGUGCAGCAAGCCCCCGCGGAGUGGGGACUCGAGGGCCGGACUUGGGUGGCCUCGGAAAGCUUCUGUGGACUUCUGGGGUUUCGCUCCACCAUGCACAGCUGCCCCUUGAUAAUGGCGUCAGCGCUUGUGAGGCAGGCGCUGGAGCUGGCGCAGCUCUUGCAGCAGGCGCAGCCGCACCCUCAGGCGAUCGAUGCGAUCGAGACCUUGGUUGGCCGCGCCCAGCUGCUGGUGCAGAGCGUGCUGCCCUCCGUUCCGGGCGUGAACGAGUGCAUGAAAUCCCAAAACCUGUUCCUGGGCCUAAGCCUCUCGCUGCAUGGGCUGCGCAUGUUCAAGAACCUGAUGCUUCUGCAGGACCUCCUAGAGGGCUGGCUCUAUGUCCUGCCAGCAAAGCCCAACCGCUCCAGUAUCUGCCCAGCAUCACAAGGCACACGCUGGCAGGGCGAGUGGCUUACGGAGACUGACUUCCUCAAGGACUUUGAGUCCCAGCUCAGCUACGAGACGCUGCAGCACCAGCUUCAAGAGUUCCCCGCGCCACCUGCGACAGGCAAGCGCGAGGCCUGGGUUUGCACGCUCUUUGCCGGCCCGGAGGUGCCCGAAAGCCAGGUAGCCACCCAUGCCGAACUCAUUCGCACGCUGGCCCACUCUGUGCGGCGACACUCCUGGCACUCGCGCCCAUUUGUGGUACUCACUCAGGACAGCCUUCCCGAGCUGAUCCGGCGGGAGCUGCUGGCAGAUGGGUUCAUCAUCGAGUACUUCGAUGCUUCGCCGCUGCUCAUGCGCGUGCCCGAGGGCCUCGAAUGGAAGCUGAGCUGGUUCGAAGGCCGGCAUCUGACUCCAACCAUGGGGCAGCUUGCUGUGUGGAAUCUGACCUCGUGGGACACCCUGGUCAUGCUGGAUGAUGACAUGCUCAUGCUGAAGCCUGCGGACGAGCUCUUCAGCAUUCCUGUUUUUGCCAUGUCGCAUGAUCCGAGCCCCGUGGGCCAUGCCCUCGACACGCAGGGGCAAAGGACACGUCUGAACAACGCUGCUCGGGUGGUACAGCCCUCGGCUGCACUCUUCAACAGCAUGGUGGAGGAGCUGCAGUCAGGCUUGUACAAGAACCACCCGCUCAUCAACUUCUGGGGGUAUGACCUGCAGACCUUGGAAGAUGCAUUCUGGAGUCAGCACAGCCGCCGCAGUGGCCUCACAACUUUCGAUUCCUCCGGAUCCUUCCAAGGCUGCACCACAGCUCGACCUGGCUUGGCUCGACGGAAGCUGCAAAGCCUGGCCGAUUCCUUGCCAGACGAGGCAGAGGUCAAGCGGCUUCGUGAGUUCGAGGAGAUCAACUCCCAGGAGAAAGUACACUGCGUGCUUCCUGUGGACUACAACUUUUUUGUGGACUUCAAGAGUGUCUUCCACCUGGUCUACCACUCCAUCUCACAGGAGGAGCUUCGAUUCUGGAGCACACGAAAGCUCAUGCGCAUCUCGGGCUUUUAA